AUGUCGACGAAAUUCACAACGGGUUAUUUGAAAUCAAUAGCUGCUAGUAUCCUUAGUCGGAAAAACGUUGGAAUCAAAAAGAAAUUACAUGGGACCUUAGGUACGAGAGUUCCAGCGGCACCAACUGCAAUCCCACUACACAAAAUUAUUAUGAGACUGCCAAAGCUUUUUCCUCGAUCUGUAGAUGCUUCUACCAGGGAUUACAAAGAUUUUUGUUAUCAUACGGGUCAAUUGCAGGAGGAAUUACUGAGAACGCUCCCAUUCUAUCCAUACUGUGCCGAAUCUAAAAAGGCAGAAGUCGUUAAAACUACGGUGGAUGAUCAGGGGAAUUAUAUCAAUGAGUUUUGUAUUACUCCAGUGAAACCUAGUGUUCCUUCCCAUAAAAUGAAACAUUUAAUCUGUAUCCAUGGGUAUGGUGCAGGAUUAGGUUUUUUCUUGAAAAAUUUAGAAGGUAUUCCGCUAUUGGACAAUAGUUGGGUUAUACAUGCUAUUGAUUUACCAGGCUAUGGAUUUUCAUCUCGUCCCAAAUUUCCCUUCAAAUACCCAAAAGACUCUCUAUCACAAGUGCAUUCAUGGUUCCAUGAUCGUAUACAUACAUGGUUUAAGAAAAGAGGUCUUUUGGUCAACUCCCAGAAUAAUCUGGUAAUGGCUCACUCUCUCGGAGCAUAUUUGAUGGCAUUAUACACAACCAAAUAUACAACUCAUUUUAAAAAACUUGUUAUGUGCUCGCCCGCUGGUGUCUGUAAAUCUACUACCGCUAAGAAUAUUGGUAAUACGACACCUCCUUGGUGGUAUACCAAAUUGUGGGAUCUUAACAUUUCACCCUUUUGCUUAGUGCGUAAUGCAGCUGCUUUGGGAUCAAUGGUUACUAGUGGUUGGUCAUAUCGAAGGUUUAAUAAAUUGUUGCAAAGCAAUUCAAAUACAAACCUGGAUCGCUUGCAAUUUGAAGCCUUGCAUAGGUAUGCAUAUGCAAUUUUCAACCGACGUGGAUCAGGUGAAUAUCUUUUAAGUUUUGCUCUAAGUUGCGGUGGAGAUCCAAGAUUACCAUUAGAGGACACAAUUUUUAAGGAUAAAACUAGUGGAAUUUUUCGAAGUAAUUGCGAAUGGAUUUGGAUUUAUGGUGAAAGAGAUUGGAUGGAUGUUAAUGGUGGUGAACGUGUUUCUAGAUUUAUAGAAAAUCAAGGCGGUAGGAAGAGUCAAGUUCAUGUAGCACCAAAUUCUGGGCAUCAUCUGUAUUUUGAUAACCAUAAAUUCUUUAACAGUUUUAUAGUUAAACAAAUGAAGGAUAUGUAG
This is a messenger RNA of Zygosaccharomyces rouxii, 1293 nucleotides long. It is a transcript of the gene CLD1, whose product is annotated as carboxylic ester hydrolase. The coding region runs from base 1 to 1293 and encodes 430 amino acids. Gene Ontology annotation, cellular component: mitochondrial inner membrane. The record is from RefSeq and is a predicted model, not a curated record. NCBI's taxonomy places the organism in Eukaryota, Fungi, Ascomycota, Saccharomycetes, Saccharomycetales, Saccharomycetaceae. Gene Ontology annotation, biological process: cardiolipin acyl-chain remodeling. The transcript has a single exon. Gene Ontology annotation, molecular function: A2-type glycerophospholipase activity.